AUGGAAGAAGAAAUGAAGUGCCUUGUGAAAACGAGUUAUACUACUGGUUCUCUCACUAACAAUUAUACGAUAACUGUGUUUCUUGUGAAAUACGAGACCCAAGCUCAGGCACCUCGCCCCGGAUUUUAUGAUCGUGCUACCAUUAUUCCUUAUGUCAACGAAAUAGAUGUGAUGGAUACCAUCAUUGAUGGAAAAAAACAAACCACCUUCGCGGUCCUCAGUGGAUGCAGAACCGAUGCAGGUGUUUAUAUCAUGGCUGGACUGGAUGAGGACGGUCUAGAGUGUGGAUCUUACACUUGCAGUGUUGACAGCGUCUUAUCAGUUAAAGGUUGUCCUGCAAAUGAACAUUGUGAUAGUAUUGGCAUGUGCCAACCGAACAUCUGCACUUUGACCGGACCCACUGUGAUCGACCUCCACGGCGACGUCACCUCUGUGAAGGAUCGCUGCACGUACUCUCUGAUGUCAGAUAAAGAAUCCUACGAAGAUUUUGAAGUCCUGGCCAGCUACAAGGACCGGCGUCGCACAGAUGUGAGCUUUGUCGACAGUGUGACACUGAAAGACACUGAUAUUACGGUUCUCCUGGAACAAGGUGGGAGAGUCAAGGUGGGCGGUUCACUGAUGGAUCUCCGCAAGACUCAAGCUGGAGUCUUUGCCAAACUGCAAAUGAACGAUUCGGUAGAAGUGACUCUGUUCUUUGAUGGAAACACUGCGCAGCUGCAAACUACAUCAGGAUCGGAUUAUUAUCCACCAGAUGGUUUGUGUGGAGACGGCGACAGCGCAUCUUCAACCAACCAGACCGAUUCCAGCAGGUACCAUGUCCCUCUGGCCGACUCUGACGCGUGUGUGACAACGGGACACUCCUCCUGUCACGCCGCCGUCACCCCAGACCCCUACAUAACUGCCUGCAGUGACACCAUGUGUAAAUAUCCUGAUGAGGACGGCCUCAUGUGUCAGUUCCUGGAGGCCUACGCCAGAGCCUGCAGCCUGAUGGGCAUCCAACUGGAGGAAUGGAGGUCCAACCAGGAGUGCUCUACGCCUCAGAUCUCUUGUGAAGACAGUCCCUGCAGUGAUCAUGAGUUCUGCGGACUGGUCAUCGGUAGCCCCACCUGCCUCUGUAGAGCCAUUUUUGCCUCCAGUUACAGAGAGUCAGGCGCUCUGGGUGAUCCGACGGUCUGCACAGGUGACUCUGCUUCAGUCUCUCUGGUGAAUUGCCUCCUGGAGGAGAAAGGUAUCGACUACUCCACCUUACACCUUAUUGACGACACGUGCACUGGUGUCAUGGACGAGAGCCACAUGGUGACGUUCAGCUUCGACAACAACUGCGGGACGGAGUUGGAGGAAGAAGAAAGCAAAGUGUCGUACAAGAACACCAUCAAAACCACGUCCAGCUCCUCCUCCGUCAUCACUCGCCACAACGAGUUCAAGAUUGACUUCUCCUGCGUCCACGUUGAACCAAACGUCAAGACUAUGGGCUUCACAAUCAAGGACAGCUCCGUCUCCCAGGUGGUCAGAUCUGAGGCUUUUAGUUACACGGUGACGAUGAACGCCUACACGGACGCCGAACGCCAACAAGCUGUGGACUCCACCACCGAGGUGCUGCUGGACCAGAGUAUCUGGCGGCAGUAG
Molecule: messenger RNA, 1626 nt
Organism: Cololabis saira (Pacific saury)
Lineage: Eukaryota; Metazoa; Chordata; Actinopteri; Beloniformes; Belonidae
Exons: 12
Coding region: 1-1626 (541 amino acids)
Source: RefSeq, a predicted model, not a curated record